Molecule: messenger RNA, 752 nt
Organism: Saccostrea echinata
Lineage: Eukaryota; Metazoa; Mollusca; Bivalvia; Ostreida; Ostreidae
Exons: 3
Coding region: 116-583 (155 amino acids)
Source: RefSeq, a predicted model, not a curated record
CCAAGAUUAUAUUUUUAGAUAAGAUUUUUGUCAACUGUGAUUUUUCACGCGAGAAUUUUCGAGAUCAAGUUUCGGUCAACUGCGAGGACAAAGGCUUUGCUUUGUUUUAAACUACAUGUUUUCUUUGUUUGAGAGCAAUCCACUAAAAUGGAUUUUAGUUUUCGUUUUUCUUGAUUUUGCAAUAAGCAUAAAUUCUACAGAUAUUCAAUUGGUAACAUGGGAAUCCUGGGGAGAGUGUAACGUCACUUGUGGCCAGGGUCAUCAAACAAGGUCACGCACAUGCCCCGACUUAAAAACCAUAAAUAACUGUUCGUUGUCCAGCUCAGAAAUCCGAAUUUGCUUUGGAAGGCUUUGUAUUGGAAAAACAAAUUCUUCAAGAAAUCACAAAGAAUCUAGAGAGGAUAAUGACGAGGCAAGCGGUAAUGCCAUAAAUAGCGCUGUUUAUAGCUCGUUGAUCUUCAUCCCAGGAAUCAUUGGUUUCGUUUUUGUUUGUAUACGAACGCAUCGUAAAACAAAAAUGGAAGAACAACGAUUGAAGGAUAUGGAGAGACGUAAACUUUCCCUUCAAGAUGACGUGACAUGACGUAUUGUUUUGAGAUCGGUUCCGAGAUUGCAAGGGUAUAACUUUGAAGUACGUGAAAAAGAAAUACUUGCUCUGCGAGGGGAUAUUGUUAAAGUGUUUUAAUUGACUUAGAAGAGUUUCACUCUUCAAGUUUUGUAUGUUGAUUUUGAAAUAGAAUUUCGAACUAUUA